Molecule: messenger RNA, 1164 nt
Organism: Stegodyphus dumicola
Lineage: Eukaryota; Metazoa; Arthropoda; Arachnida; Araneae; Eresidae
Product: techylectin-5A-like
Source: RefSeq, a predicted model, not a curated record
UAAAAUGAAGCACAUAGGAUGAAUCCUGUUGAUUGCUCGUAAUUCCUAGUGAUAUUUGAGUUUUUUGUAACGCUGAGUUUCAGAAUGAGGCUAUAUUUAAUCGUUUGGAAUGCGGUUCUCGUUGCAUGUACCGCUUGUAAUUUAAAAGAUUCUAUUGAUGCAUCUUCCGUUGUCGUCGAUCUCCUUAAUUCAGCCACAGUGCUACUGAAUGACGCCAAGAAAUAUGCAAAUAAAUGUAGCAGUUGUACAGAUGCAGAGUUAACUUUAAAUAAGCCGAUGGAUUGCGCUGAGAUAAAGAUGAAUAAUAAAACUUCGAAAAGUGGCAUUUAUAAUAUUUGGCCAGCAAACAGAAUCAUCAAGACUUCAGUGAAAGUUUAUUGCGAUAUGGAAGAUGAUAAUGGAGGAUGGACAGUAAUCCAAAGACGAGGUGAUUUUGGCAGUGCAAAAGACUACUUCUACCGUGACUGGGUUUCAUACAAAAAGGGAUUUGGAGACCUCAUGAAAGAUUUUUGGCUCGGUAAUGAUAACACUUUUGCCUUGACGAAUGAAAGAAGCAAUCAAAUCAAAAUUACGUUAACUGACUGGGAAGGCAACACAACUUACGCUAUUUAUGAUGAGUUUUGGAUAGAUGAUGAAUAUCAUAAGUACGCUGCUCAUGUAAUGGGAUACAGAGGAACGGCUGGUGAUUCUUUCUCUGGUGUAAACGGGGUUCCAUUUAGCACCAAAGAUCAAGAUAAUGAUACUCACGAAGGAAGUUGUGCAGUCUCUUAUAAAGGAGCUUGGUGGUAUACAAAAUGUCACUCUUCCAACCUCAACGGAUUUUACUUGAAAGGACCACAUGAAUCUCAUGCUGAUGGCGUAGAAUGGCAUGGAUUUAGAGGGCACUAUUACUCAUUGAAAGAUACUGUUAUGAAAGUACGUUCCAUAGAUUACCAAACAACAGGAAAAGGCCGAACUGAUAUUACACCACUGUAGGGAAAAACACGCUUAAAUCGUGUUUAAAAUUUCUAUUGAUGUCCCAGCAUUACAAGAAGAAAUGCGUGAUAUAAUCAUUGCUUUUGUUAUCAUUGUUAUAAAAAGAUCACAAGACUGUCUUAUUUAGGAUUAUUAUUUUUAAGUUAUUUCCUGUUGCAAUUUAUGUAAAUAAUAAAAUAAUUCAUUUUA